Fulvia fulva is the source of this 1653-nucleotide messenger RNA. RefSeq names its product Dothistromin biosynthesis peroxidase dotB. The transcript has 7 exons. Bases 1 to 1653 code for a protein of 550 amino acids. Lineage: Eukaryota; Fungi; Ascomycota; Dothideomycetes; Mycosphaerellales; Mycosphaerellaceae. The record is from RefSeq and is a predicted model, not a curated record. Gene Ontology annotation, molecular function: peroxidase activity.
AUGUCCAACGGAAUGCUGCACGCCACAACAUCUCCAAACCCUGUCCGUCUCCUUGAGCUAUCGAAUAAUCGAAAAGAGCCCUGCAAUCAGGCAACGUGCCCGGGCGGAUCUUUUAGUAGCGAACAACAUGCGACACCGAUGCUGCUGAGCACGAAUCGUCGUGGACAUGGCCGAAGACCCACAUGUUCGGCGCUGGCAGAAGACAAACGGCUACAUGCUGACCUAUCCGGACUUCCCUUGUUGUUGUUGAGCCUCUUUGCUUGGACUUCAUCGAGCAUAUCCUCAUCCUUUUCUAAGUCCACUCUGAAGCUGCGGUUUCGUCCAUUCGUUUUUGCAAUCGCGCACGCUGCACGCCUAAACAUGACGUCUUUCGUUCUUUUGGGCUUUGCUCUGCAGGCCGUUGCCUUUCCUUUCGCACUCGAGGAUGUUCAGAAGCGCCAGGUGCCUUCGACUGAGCUUGCGCAACAGCUGAGCAAGGCGCGAACAAACUGCGGUAACAUUCCUUGCCUCGUCUUCAACGAGCAGGAGCAGUAUGUCUCCAACCAAGGAGACCACGCUUUUGCCUCGCCAGGCCCAGACGAGAUUCGUGGUCCCUGUCCAGGUCUCAAUGCUGCCGCGAACCAUGGCUAUCUCAGUCGCACUGGUGUAACGAACCUCCUUGAGACAAUCACUGGACUUGAAGCUGCUUUCGGCAUGGGUCCAGGUCUAUCUGGAUUUUUGGCUGCCUAUGCCAUUCUCAUGAAUGGAGACCCAUUGCUUCUUACCUGGAGCAUUGGCGGUGCGCCGCCGUCGAACACCUUAACAAGUGGCUUGCUGGGCCAGGCUCAGGGUAUUUCCAACACCCACAACACCUACGAAAGUGACAUGUCCAUCGGACGCUGCGACGCAUACUUGAACAAUGGAGAUGCCCACAGCCUGGACCUUGAUCGUUUCAAGCAAGCAUUCGAAACUGGUAUGAGCGACGAUAGAUACACUCUUCACGGAUUUGCAAGCGAUUUCCUCCAGAAGGGCCGACAGUCAAUCAGCGAGAACCCGUACUUCUUCUCUGGACCUUUCGCCGGUGUCGUGGUGGCCCCUGCCGCUUACUUCUUCGUCAUUAACCUGAUGUCAAACCAUUCUGCCGAGGAGCCAAGCGGUUAUUUGAACGGCGACAUGUUCAAGGAGUUUUUUGCCGUCGAGGGCGAAUACCCCAGCUUCAAGUGGAACCCAGGCCAAGAACGCAUCCCAGAAAACUGGUACCGCCGAACGAUCACAAACAACUACGACAUCGCCAACGCUGAUUCUGAUCUUGCGGUACAAUACGCCGCCUACCCAGAAAGCUUACGCCUGGGAGGAAACACGAACGGCGUCAACACCUACACUGGCGUGUCCCUCAGCGACCUCAGCGGCGGUGUGCUCAACGCCGAAAAUCUGUUCGACGUUGACAACCCAAGGGGAGCUUGCUUCUACGCACAGCUUGCCCAGUCUUUGAUCCCAGAUGCUGCCUCAACCCUAUUGAGCGUACUUUCGCCAGUGACCAAACUUGUCAACGACAACAUCUUGUCUGUCAUCGGAGGCAUGGAUUGCCCAAUCGUGGACAAGUUCGAUCAGAGUUUGUUCAACCAGUUCCCUGGAUACAAGUACAGUCCCACGGGUCCAGCGACCAACUACUAA